This is a messenger RNA of Rhododendron vialii, 3751 nucleotides long. Its product is annotated as homeobox-leucine zipper protein REVOLUTA. The transcript has 18 exons. Gene Ontology annotation, molecular function: lipid binding; DNA binding; DNA-binding transcription factor activity. Bases 884 to 3421 code for a protein of 845 amino acids. NCBI's taxonomy places the organism in Eukaryota, Viridiplantae, Streptophyta, Magnoliopsida, Ericales, Ericaceae. The record is from RefSeq and is a predicted model, not a curated record.
AAAUUGUUCAAAGGAAACAUCUCUCUCUCUCUCUCUCUCUCUCUCUCUUCAUUUUUCUUCCCCCCGCACCACACCAAACCCCUGGUCUUUUUCUUUCAGAGACACCUCUCUCUCUCUCUCUCUCUCUCUCUCUCCUCCCACUCCUUUUUCUCUUCCUUUGUCGUCUCCCCCAGACAUGUCUAGGGUUACUUCCCUUCUCCUUCCCUCUGUCACACUUCUCUAAACAGUUAGAGAGAGAGAAAGAGAGGCUUCGACUCGAUUCCUCUGUUUCUAUAAACCUCUUUCGAGCUCUCACUUCUGUGAUCUCUUACUCUUCUUCCCUCUACUAUGUUCUACACAGAUACGAAAUUGCCCGUUUGAAUCGCACGCUUCGACGAUGUUCCUGGUCAAACUUCCACUGAUUUUUAGCUGAAAUUGUAAUUUUUCUUUAUAAUUCGAGCGAGAUACAACGCGUGAAAUGCAACGUGGAGUUUGUUCCGUCGGAUUUCGUGGUGAAGUUUCAGCGUGCUCGGGCGAAAAGGUAGUUUAAGACAUAGAUUUCUUGGUUCUUGGAAGGUUGGAAUUGAAAUAGUUCAAUAAGAACUAAUUAAAGUUUCGACCUUUGGGAAACUGAGUUGAAGAAUGGAGCUUCUCUAAGCAGUAGUAUUUUCCAGCGUCACUAAAUACAGAACUGUUUUGUGAAUUUAUUGGAUAACUUUUCGUUGAGCAAAUUUGGCUGUUACCUUCAAAAUCAGGAGGAGUUGGUGCGUAAAACCCUCGGAAAAAAGCAAAAACCCCCGGGAGGGUAAUCUUCUGGUGCAGGCUGAAUCUGGGCCGUCCGUUUCAUCUUCUGAUAUCACGAGGGGAAUAAACCGUAGUAGUUGUCUUUGGGGAGUGGUGGAAAAUGGCGAUGGUAGUGGCGCGGCAGCAGCACAGCGGGAGCAGCAGCGGGGGGAGCAUCAGCAAGCAUCUGGACGCCGGGAAAUACGUCCGGUACACCGCCGAGCAGGUGGAGGCGCUCGAGCGGGUCUACGCAGAGUGUCCUAAGCCGAGCUCUUUGCGCCGGCAGCAGUUGAUACGGGAGUGUCCUAUUUUGUCCAACAUUGAAGCCAAGCAGAUCAAAGUUUGGUUUCAGAAUCGCAGAUGUCGAGAGAAGCAGCGAAAAGAGGCUUCCCGUCUGCAGACUGUGAACAGGAAGCUGACAGCUAUGAAUAAGUUGUUGAUGGAGGAGAAUGAUAGGUUGCAGAAACAGGUGUCCCAGUUGGUAUGCGAGAAUGGUUAUAUGCGGCAACAACUACAGAAUGCAUCAGCAGCUACGACUGAUGCAAGUUGUGAGUCUGUGGUAACCACUCCUCAGCAUUCUCUGAGAGAUGCUAAUAACCCGGCUGGACUCCUCUCAAUUGCAGAGGAGACAUUGGCAGAGUUCCUUUCCAAGGCUACGGGAACUGCUGUCGAUUGGGUCCAAAUGCCUGGGAUGAAGCCUGGUCCGGAUUCGGUUGGGAUCUUUGCCAUUUCACAUAGUUGUAGUGGAGUGGCAGCUCGAGCCUGUGGUCUAGUAAGUUUAGAACCUACAAAGAUCGCUGAGAUCCUUAAAGAUCGUCCUUCUUGGUUCCGAGACUGUCGGAGCCUCGAGGUUUUCACUAUGUUCCCUGCUGGAAACGGAGGAACAAUUGAACUCAUAUACACACAGAUAUAUGCUCCUACUACAUUGGCUCCUGCACGAGAUUUCUGGACUAUUAGAUACACGACAAGUUUGGACAAUGGCAGUCUUGUGGUUUGUGAGAGAUCACUGUCGGGUUCUGGUGCUGGUCCAAAUGUGGCUGCUGCUUCUCAGUUUGUGAGAGGUGAAAUGCUUCCAAGUGGUUAUUUGAUUCGGCCAUGUGAGGGUGGAGGGUCCAUUAUCCACAUAGUUGAUCAUCUGAACCUCGAGGCUUGGAGCGUGCCAGAGGUUCUGAGACCACUUUAUGAAUCAUCAAAAGUUGUUGCACAGAAAUUGACUAUCGCGGCAUUGCGCUAUAUCAGGCAAAUAGCUCAGGAGACAAGUGGCGAGGUGGUGUACGGCUUGGGAAGACAGCCAGCUGUUCUGCGUACUUUUAGCCAAAGAUUAAGCAGAGGCUUUAAUGAUGCUGUCAAUGGAUUCAAUGAUGAUGGCUGGUCAAUAAUGAGCUGUGAUGGUGCUGAAGAUGUCAUAGUUUCUGUUAAUUCAACCAAAAGUUUGUGUGCUACUUCUACUCAUUCUAAUUCCCUUUCAUUACUCGGAGGUAUUCUCUGUGCAAAGGCUUCCAUGCUACUCCAAAAUGUUCCGCCAGCAGUGCUGGUUCGAUUUCUGAGGGAGCAUCGCUCUGAAUGGGCAGACUUCAAUGUUGAUGCUUAUUCUGCUGCUGCUCUGAAAGCUAGCUCAUUUGCAUAUCCAGGGAUGAGGCCUACAAGGUUUACUGGGAGCCAAAUCAUCAUGCCACUUGGUCACACCAUCGAACAUGAGGAGAUGCUUGAAGUAAUACGACUUGAAGGCCAUUCUCUUGCUCAAGAAGAUGCAUUUGUGUCGAGGGACAUUCACCUUCUCCAGAUAUGUAGCGGAAUUGAUGAGAAUGCUGUGGGAACCUGCUCUGAACUUGUUUUUGCUCCAAUUGAUGAAAUGUUUCCCGAUGAUGCCCCACUGCUGCCCUCUGGUUUCCGGGUUAUCCCAUUGGAUCCAAAAUCAGGUGAUGCGCAGGACACUUUGACUGCCCAUCGGACUCUGGAUCUGACAUCCAGUCUUGAAGUGGGCCCAGCAACAAAUCUUGCUUCUGGGGAUGCAUCGUCAAAUUCUAACGCCCGAUCGGUGUUGACUAUUGCAUUUCAGUUCCCAUUUGAGACUAGUCUACAGGAUAGUAUAGCUGCAAUGGCUCGCCAAUAUGUCCGGAGCGUGAUUUCCUCUGUGCAGAGAGUUGCAAUGGCCAUUUCUCCAUCAGGAUUGAGCCCAACUGUGGGGCCAAAGCUAUCUCCUGGCUCUCCAGAAGCCCUAACUCUGGCUCAUUGGAUCUGCCAGAGCUAUAGUUACCACUUAGGCACAGAAUUGACGAGGUCUGAUUCUGAGGGCGCUGACUCAGUGUUGAAAAGUCUAUGGCAUCAUCCGGAUGCGAUAUUGUGCUGCUCCUUGAAGGCGCAUCCAGUCUUCGUAUUUGCAAAUCAAGCAGGGCUUGACAUGUUGGAAACAACUCUUGUGGCUUUACAAGAUAUCACUUUGGAUAAAAUAUUUGAUGAAUCUGGACGGAAGGUGUUAUUUUCUGAGUUUUCAAAGAUAAUGCAGCAGGGUUUUGCUUGCAUGCCAGCCGGAAUCUGCAUGUCGACAAUGGGCCGCCAUGUUUCGUAUGAACAAGCCAUCGCUUGGAAAGUCCUCGCUGCUGAAGAGAGUACUGUGCAUUGCCUCGCCUUCUCUUUCGUUAACUGGUCAUUUGUGUGAAUCUUGUUAUUAAUUCGUCCAGCUUCCUCCUCUUCGUAUGAACAAGCCAUCGCUUGGAAAGUCCUCGCUGCUGAAGAGAGUACUGUGCAUUGCCUCGACGUCUCUUUCGUUAACUGGUCAUUUGUGUGAAUCUUGUUAUUUAUUCGUCCAUCUCCCUCCUCUUCCCUCCAGUGAUGUGGGGAAAUCGGAGUAGAAAGGAGAAUAGAAAAGUUGCAAAUGGAGAAAGGGGAAGAGGAAAAAGAUUAAGUUUUGUAGUAGUAUUUAAUCCCAGCUUGAGGUUUGGAUUACGUUAAUUUAAUGAAUUCAAUCUCUCAUGUGUUGGUUUGUCAA